Orussus abietinus is the source of this 1289-nucleotide messenger RNA. Its product is annotated as lipid storage droplets surface-binding protein 2. Gene Ontology annotation, biological process: lipid storage; positive regulation of triglyceride storage. Lineage: Eukaryota; Metazoa; Arthropoda; Insecta; Hymenoptera; Orussidae. The transcript has 5 exons. Gene Ontology annotation, cellular component: cytosol; lipid droplet. The coding region runs from base 156 to 998 and encodes 280 amino acids. The record is from RefSeq and is a predicted model, not a curated record.
CUCAGGGCAGCAAAUAAACCGGCAGUGUAGCUGGAUCCAUCGUGGGACGUUUCUCGGCAUAAUUUUUAUCUCAUUCUGCAAUUCAGAACGCAAAUUGGGAUAACACAGGACUUGGUAACAUCCUUCAGUGCCCAGACGUCGUACCUUCAGGAAUAAUGGACUCCACCCCCGUUGGGAAUUCUCAAACAGCCAUACAAGACGCUGGUCCGAAGCUGGAAGUACUGGACCGGGUACGAAAUAUUCCGGUGAUACAAUCAGCCAUUGAAAAGACAGGAUCGACUUAUUCUUAUCUCAAGGAUUCUCAUCAUUUAAUCAAUUGGGCCCUGAGUUAUGCCGAGUCGGGCUUACACUACGCAACGUCAACUGCUGCACCGAUAACUGCACCGUUAGCUAAAAAGUUUGAGGAUCAGAUUAAUAAAGUGGAUACCAAGUUAUGCGAGGGGCUCGACAUUGUGGAACAGAAGGUCCCCAUGGUCAAACAACCACCGCAGGAGAUUUACGAUGCAGCGAAAGCAGUGAUGAGCAGUUCUUUGCAUCCUACAGUGGAGAAACUGAUUUCCAUAAAGGAAUCGGCCACUCAACAAGCAUCCACGUUGAAGGACGUCAGUAUUACGAAGGCUAAUGAAAUUUUAAACACUCAUUACGGAUCGAUGACUGUUCAGGGUGUCGAUAACACGAGUGUUCUGAUUAAUCGUCUCCUGGAUCACUAUUUCCCACCCGUGGAAGGUGAAACGACUCCGCCAGCUCCAAUAUCUGCCGAUGAGAAUAAAGUUCUGCAUGCGGUCCAGACAAUUGGCCAAUUGUCAACGAAAACUGCCAAUCGGGUCUACCAUUCCGUGGCUGCACAAUUGAAAACUGUGAAGAAAGAAGACGUGGCUACAUAUAUUUCCAGCGUGGUGUCAAUUCUACACUUGACGCAUUUCUUGAAUCUUGGACAGAAGGAAGUCACCGAUGGCAGCUCCAGCACUGAUACUGAAAAGGACGAGAAAAAAAAGUGAAUUGAUGUCAAAAUCUGAAUAAUCCAGAUUUGGAUUCAAUUAUUUUAAGGUUAUCGAUUCCCUAGUAGAAAACGCUGUUUAAUUCAAAUAUGAGAUACUAUUUACUUUGAACUUGUACAAAGCGUUCGAUACAUGUUAAACUAUAUUUGUACGAGUUUACAGCUGAGCUGAACUUUUGUAACGUUUGUAUUUACAUAUAUUUACACUGUUUAAGCGUAAGGAGAAUUUUGCUACUAAGGUGUGUUGAAAGGAAAGAAAAGAAAUAGAGAACUGUCUAUUUAAGAAUUUAAA